Peronospora belbahrii is the source of this 978-nucleotide messenger RNA. The record is from the annotation of a GenBank genome assembly. Lineage: Eukaryota; Oomycota; Peronosporomycetes; Peronosporales; Peronosporaceae.
AUGAAGCGCCCUCCGCGUGAUUUACACAAGGAUCGUCUUUUGUCAAAUGCGCUUUUAGUGUACUCAUAUGUUAUCGCUGGCAUGAUCAAUGCUGGAGGUUGUCUAGCAGCUUAUGGCACCGCCUUUUGGCGUCACGGCAUAUCGUUCUCGGACUUGUUUAUGAGUGAUGAUCACCACUGGAAAACUGAUGCUCAAGUGUUUUGUACUGUGGAUGGAGAGUGCUUUGAAGAAGCAGAACAAAUGUAUUUGCUUGAACAAGCACGUGGUUCAUGGUACAUUGCGUUGAUAGUUUGUCAGUUUUUCCACAUUUGGGUUGCAAAAACUCGAUGCACUUCCGUGUUUCGAACGAGUUUGGUUCAAAACACGGUCAUGAUGUUUGGGACUGCAACCGAGCUCUUGAUUGUCGUGCUUGUUGUCUACGUACCUGGACUUCAGUCUGCUUUUGGAACGGCAUCAGUUGACUAUGUCCCUAUGGAACUCGCUCGUUGGCAUUUUUCAGCUGCCAAUGGAUUCUUGUGGCAAGUUAUCAAGAGUCGACGUAUGAUACUUGUUGGCUCACAGGCAAUUCGCUAUCGUCAUGCAAUCUCUCCAUUUCAAGCGUAUGAGAUUAAGACUCAAGUAGUCUAUUGGGACAAUGAUUGGCUUUAUAUAUUGCAUCAAUUUCAAGAUGCAGCCACUGGUAAACAAUUUGCGGAAGGUCUUGUACGUGGUGUCGUUAUGAAAGAGAAACGUCGAGUACCUGCACAUGAAUUGUUUGCUGAAGUCAAUCCAUCUAGUGACGACAUCAUUGAAGCUCCAACAGAAAUGCCGGAUAUUGUCAAGGCGUUUUUAGAUUGGGAUCAAGCUUGUGCCAUCAAUAUGAAAGAAGCUGGACAAAAAGCAGAGAAACAGUUGAAAGUAUCUCCACUUUCACCUCUUCCUCAAAAGCUUGGAGCACGUAUGUGGCAUGAGAUGAAAAAGUCCAUGAAUUUGCCAUAG